AGACAAACGGGGUGCCACGUCGUCGUGCCGUUCGAAUUCGAGGCAUCGAGUGGUCGUCCCAGAGGCUGUUGGGGACGCCAUUCUGCCGCGGUCUCCUACGUUCGCGGUCAUUUGAAAAAACACUCUGUCCACCCCACCGCCUCAUGGAGACACUGCACGCCACCUCGAACUUUGCCGUCACGUCGUCCGCGAGCGGGAAGCGCGUGCUCCUUGUCUCGCUCACCGACUCUGCCGACGAUGUUGUCGAAGCACCGCCCAAGCGCAUCAAGCUGCAACCCGUGCCGCCGCUCAAGGUCACCAUCGGCGAUCUCGAGGAAGAUAGCCCACGGGAUGUGGGCGCCGACGAGAUUCUCUUUCCCAUCUGGCAGCUCACGGACCUCAUCACGGACGACGACCUCAUGGACGACGACGACGCAUGGCUGCUCGAGUACUUUCUCUCGUGAGUAAACCGCCAGCGACCUAUUUAACAGAAAUGCAUAAUUGUACAUUCCGACCCAAC
This is a messenger RNA of Saprolegnia diclina VS20, 499 nucleotides long. RefSeq lists its product as hypothetical. The transcript has a single exon. Lineage: Eukaryota; Oomycota; Saprolegniomycetes; Saprolegniales; Saprolegniaceae. The record is from RefSeq and is a predicted model, not a curated record. The coding region runs from base 144 to 443 and encodes 99 amino acids.